UCCCAAGCAGGAUUUGCAUGAGUUGCGCUGCUGCGAAAGGCUGCAGCUCAGUCGUCUGGAAAGGCGAAGUGAGUGGCGAGGAAGAGUCGUCUGUCUGCAGGACGCAAAGCCCCGGUUCCCCUCCUCCGGAUCGCGUCGUUGUCCUCCCCCCCCCCCCCCGGAGAACAAUUCUACAAAAAUGGAGCUGCCGGCGGUGGGGGAGCAUGUCUUCGCGGUGGAAAGCAUCGAAAAGCAGCGAAUGCGGAAGGGCCGAGCGGAAUAUCUCGUCAAAUGGAGGGGAUGGUCCUCCAAAUAUAACACGUGGGAGCCCGAGGAAAAUAUCCUGGAUCCCAGGCUGCUAAUCGCUUUUCAAAACAGGGAGAGGCAAGAGCAACUUAUGGGAUACCGCAAGCGAGGACCAAAACCAAAGCCACUGGUAGUUCAGCUGCCAUCUUUUGCACGUCGCUCUAAUAUCCUCAGCGGCCUGCAGGACCCAGCCGUGGAGAACAGGCCCAAGCUGGAUCUCAGCAGCUCAGGCAAAAGCCAGCAGCAUCAGUACGAACUCAACAGCAAGAAGCACCAUCAGUAUCAGCCCAACAGCAAGGAGAGCAGCAUCAAACACCAGUCGCACAGCAAAGGGAAGUACUACUAUCAGCUGAACAGCAAAAAGCACCACCACUAUCAGCCGGACCCCAAGAUGUAUGAACCUCACUACCAGCCUAACAACAAGGAGCCACAGCAAGGACAGGCCUGCUUGGAGCACAGCAAAAGCCCGUUAAUGUCCCAGUCAGACAAGUGGUCCCAUGGCUCCACAAAGAGUUUGCUGAAUCCUAUCAAGAGUUUGACUGGGGUUGAAGGAAAGAACGGGGCAGAGAAGAACCUCUCCAAUGGUACAGGGCCACCAACACCAUCUCCCCGGGAGGGCGUGACCAGCAAUGGCAUUGGUGGCAAAAUGAAAAUUGUGAAGAACAAAAAUAAGAAUGGACGCAUUGUGAUUGUCAUGAGCAAGUACAUGGAGAAUGGCAUGCAGGCAGUAAAGAUUAAGUCUGGAGAGCCCCCAAAGAAGCGGGUGGCCGAGGAGAGGACUACUAAGAGAGCGUCGGAGGAGAGACAGGACUCCUGGAAAAAGCCCGGGGAGGAGAGGUGGCUGAAUAGUGCUCUCAGAGGGAAAGCUGGCACAGAGGUCAGUCAGCUUCCUUCUGAGAUAGGAAGCAGCCCUUCCAAGACAGUGGCUUCCAGCCAAGAACCACCUGUUCCUGAGCAGCAGCCUUUGCAGCUGACCACCAAGCCCAACCUGGUUGCCUGGACCCUGGAUCCCAGCCAGCAGGAGCAGACUUCCCCUACCCCAGGACUGAGCCUUUCACCCAGUUACAGUGGCUCCCGGAAACGCUGCCUUUCUGAGCCCCAUGGAGACAAGGAGAGUGGCAAGAAGCGCCUCACUUCCCGGAGCAUUAGUGCCCCCACCUCCCUGAACUCUCCUGCCCCGGAAAAACUCGAGUCCCCGGCCUUUCCCACCUCUCAGCCUGAGGUCAUCCUGUUGGACUCUGACUUAGAUGAGCCCAUAGACUUGCGUUGUGUCAAGACUCGGGGGGACAGGGAGCUUGGCUUAGUGCAGGUGAAGCCGGAGAUUGUGCCAGUGUCACCAGAACAGUCGAGGCCAGAGCCGGAAAAGCAGGUGGAGCACUUUGAAGUGGAGGAGGAAGAGGAGCCCGUGCAAGAGUUCAAGCCUUUUUUUGGGAAUAUAAUAAUUACAGAUGUGACUGCAAACUGCCUGACAGUGACCUUUAAGGAAUAUGUGACAGUGUGAGGAGCUUAGGGGCAAGCUCUUCCUCCUGUCUCUCUCCCUAGGCAGCCUGGCUCCUCCCCUAAGAUACCGCUCUACCCGGAGAAACUCUUUGGCACUGCGGAGCAGCAGCAAAGAGCAGGUCCUCUUGAGAUCAAACACACUUCGCUGCCUGGAAGAAGGGAGGGUCGGGUGCAAGGCUUCCCCUCAGCCUUCAGGGCUUCCUGCAAGGUGCUCUUCGCCUGCCAGAAUCUCGGGCAUCAGGAUGCAUCGAGGGGUGCCGGCUCCCCAGUUAACUCACGGGAGAAGAGUUCUAUAGUAUUAUAUUUUAACAGUGCUAACUUGUUCAGUGGUUCAUGCUCCCGUUUGUAUGUGGUGUUGCUAAAAAAUGUAUUGUUUGAACUGAAGGCAGGCCUCCCCAGGUGGGUCAUGCAAUUAUAUUUAUUUGUAGGUAUUUAUAUAAUGAAAUAUAAAAAGCCUAGAUUUAUGGAGUUCCCUAGAAUGCCCUAUAUAUAUAUAUAAUUAUAUUAAAUACAUAUAUAUUAUAUAUAUAUAAAAAGCUAUAUCAGAAUAUUUUCUUUCUUUCCCUUUUUAAAAGCCACCUCUUUUUGAUUUCCUUGCUCCUUGUUUUUGUAAAACUGCAGGACCAUCAUUCAUAUAUAUAUAUAUAUAUACACACGGGAUGUGUGUGUGUGUGUGUGUGUAUGUAUAUAUGUAUAUAUACAGUAUAUAUGUAUACAUGCACACAUACACACAUUUUUCUAUCUCAGUGUGCAACCCCCCCAAAUCAUCUAAAGCUAUUAUAGAAAUUGCUGCUACUAGAAAUGUCUAAACUAUACGCUUCCAAUUAUUAUGAAUUGCUUGAAUGUAAAUAUUAAAUGGUAAUAUGUGGAAAGUGCAUUUGAUGUUCUGCAGCUGGCCUAGGCCGGGAUGGCAAAAGCUAGCUGUGAAGCAGGAGGGCCUCAGCCCCUGACAGGCACCUUGGUGCCUUCAGAAACCAGAGGGAGGAGGAAGGUAAACUCUGUGUCAUGCAGUCAUUACAAAGGUCUAUAAACCUUUCAAAAAAUGACAGGUGGUGUGGAGUCCUUUUAUUGAAACAUUUGGGAUCCUGGCUGCAACACAUACAGUUCAAGUGGCCAACCUGGUUGCUUGCUUUUCAGAUGCAGACGAGAGAGACUCGGGUAAUAACCUUGUGGUGCCACAAACAGAACUUCAUGACAUACGAAGUUCUCAGAGUCCUCAAAAGCUGGGCUUGCAAAUUAUAGGUAAGCAGUUUUGCUGUGGAAUGCUUUCUGAAAUAGUGCAAGGAAAAGGGAGGAGCCACACACAUUUAUUAUCACCAAACUGGUUCGUACAUAAUGACCUGGAACAUGCUAUUAUCUUGCCCAUGGUGUUCUAUAUGUAAUAGAAAACAUUAUCUUAAGUCAGUUUUAAUUUCUUAAGAAAGCUUAAAUAUAAUGAGUCAUUGAAAUGAAAUGAUAGUAAAAGGCUUCUUUCUCCACUGCCUGUGACAUCUAAGCCUUAAGAAUGAUUUAUUUUGAACGCGGUGGGUGCUCUGCCCUGUUAGGUUGGGGUGUGUGCAGGAAGGUGAAUUUUACAUCGGUAGCAUUUACCAAAAUCGUUCUAACUAGAUUUCCAACUAUAGUCACCAGAAUGCUGCUCACCAUUAAGCAAACAAUGCCUUUGCUUUUGCCUAUUCUUGCAUGUCAUGCAGAGAUAAAGAACAUGGCACAGUUAGUGGGUAGCAGCAGCAGCAGCAGCAGCUUAUUUGCUGUAAAGGUUAUUGAGAAAGCCAAAUAACAGUCUUCCUCAAAGAAUGCGGUUGAGCUGUGGUAACUGAAACCCCUGGUUCAGAGAAUGUUUCAUAACCCCAAAGUAAUAUAUCUCUUGUCUCUGAAAAAUCAAAAUUAACUGAAAAGAAGCUCUCCUACCAGAUGUCUCCAGGAUAAGUCCUGAUCAGCAGAAUGGAAGGUGCUAGCAGCCUGUAUCUCAGCAAGUUGUUGGUUUCUCUAAUUCAGCAUUGUCAGUACCAGCAGGAAGGCUGCUUGGGGCUUUGUGCUUGCUAAGCAUGUAUUUGGUCUCUGAACUAAGGAGUGUGGCAGAAUUCAUUAAAACUUGGGCCUGAGCUCUAGAAGCAUGGAGGAUACACCAGAUCUGAAUCUAAAUAAUAAUCAAGGUUGAAACACUUUGCUGAAGAUAUUGGGUUCUGUGGGGGAGGAUGAUGGAGACAGUCUUGUGAACACAAUGACAAGGAAAUUACACUUCUCUGUUUGGGAAUGGUUUCAUCUUGCCCUGCGGUAGAUAAUAGAUGUUUAAGGCAGCCAUCCCAUCGCUGCAAAGCAAAUAAGAAUUUGAAGGAAUUAAUGCUAAUUCCCAUCUGAGUAAUCAAAGAUGCUAGCUAGGGUGAAAAAUCAAUCCUUUCUUGGAAGCAAAAUGAAUUGAAGGCAGGACAUGCUUUCCAAGAAGCACACCUUCAACUGGAUUGUGUGUGUCUGACUCAUGCUAACACCUCUCUGAGAAAGAGCGGAGGACUUUAAUCGUGUCACAACAUUGAACAACAGUUCAUGGAAAUUGAACAAAGUCUCUUUCAAAAAAUGUUGGAAGAAGGAUAAAAACUAACACAGUGGCUGUAAUCUGUCCGAUUAAUGGCCUGAUUUGGCUUAAAACUGCUCAAAAGCAACCCCCAAUUUUUGGGGUUUUUUUUCCUCUCCUACAUGUAAAUAUACUUCUUUUUUUAAAAAAAAAAAUCAAACCUUUCUUCCCGAGCCAAAUUCUUGUUAAAUAUAAACCAGUGGUAAGCUAUUGCAAUAAUAUGGCAACCUAUAUCUAUACAGAAACAAGUGCCAUUGAACUGAAUUGGAUUUCCUUCAGGUAAAUGUGUAUUGAGUUAUGGUCUGUAAGAACAAAGUUGGAUUUCCAAAUUAAAAUUUUAAGAAUUUUGGGGAAACUCAAGGGAAAAAUUUAAUAUAUUUUUUUUAAUUAAAUUAUGUUCCUAUCUUCUGCCUCAUCAGUUUCUCAUAAAUUGAUUUAUCACAUUUAUUCCUAAUUUAAAGGUAGAGAGAAAUUGAAGAAAAGCCCUUUUAUUUUUCAAAAUAAAAAUGCUGUGUUCCCAUC
Messenger RNA from Pantherophis guttatus, 4876 nucleotides. RefSeq names its product chromobox 4 (gene CBX4). The record is from RefSeq and is a predicted model, not a curated record. Lineage: Eukaryota; Metazoa; Chordata; Lepidosauria; Squamata; Colubridae. Gene Ontology annotation, cellular component: PRC1 complex. Gene Ontology annotation, biological process: protein sumoylation; negative regulation of transcription by RNA polymerase II. Gene Ontology annotation, molecular function: SUMO ligase activity; SUMO binding.